UAAAAAGAAACCCUCAAGAACUUUCCUCUUAAGUCUCUUAAUCCUGCCUCCUUAUUUCUCUCCAUCUUCGCCCCCCCCAUUCCAUUCAUUACCUUAAACCUCUCACUCUUUACUUCUUACAAGUUUCAACUCUCUCACUAGUCUACCCAACUACCAAAGUUCAAAUGAGCAACGAAUUCGGAGAUCGGCCCGAUUUAUACGCGCCCGAUAAAGGCUAUGCCCUCAGUGGCAAAAUCAUGCUCAGCGCCAUCGUUAUUUUAUUCUUCGUUGUUAUCUUAAUAGUGUGUCUACACCUCUACGCUCGCUGGUACCUACUCAACGCACGUCGCCGCCAAAUCCGCCGUAGCCGCUACCACCGUCGUACGCAUCUUGUCUUCUAUGUUGACCCCGCCAAUCCGAAUCCCAUGGCCACCGCCACGCGCGGCCUCGACGCGGCUGUCUUGAGAUCGCUUCCUGUUUUCGUCUACUCCUCCAAGACCCACCCCGAGUCUCUCGAUUGCGCCGUUUGUUUGUCCGAAUUUGAAGAGAACGAAUCGGGUCGGGUAUUGCCCAAGUGUAAGCAUAGUUUUCAUAUUGAAUGUAUUGACAUGUGGUUCCACUCCCACUCCACUUGCCCUCUGUGUCGGUCCCCUGUGGAGCCGUGUCCAGAUGAACCCGAAAACCCGACUCAUGUGGUGGUUUCGGUGACUGAGCCGGGUUCAAGUUCCGGGUUGUGUGUGACGUGUCAACACGAGGACGAACUGGUGGGAACAUCGUCGUUUGAAGAUAGAGGAAAGCCGAGGGAGUUUGUAAAUGUGUCGAUAGAGGUUCCGACAAGGAAUUAUAACGAAGGUUUUGAGAACGAGUCAACCGGUUGUGACUCAGCGUCUAGUCAGACUCAGACUCAGUCUUCGUUUCGAUCUCCAGUGAGUCGUAUGUUAUCGUUUAAGAGGAUUCUAAGCAGAGAAAGAAGAGGGAAUUCAUCUCCUUCAGGUAAUACCGCUUGUUGUGGUGGGACUUUCACUGAGUUAGAUAUCGAGCGAGGUAGAGAGUAGAGGACUGGACAGACUCGGUGUCGACCCGGUAGUGACUCAGUGAGUUAGAGUGGAUGCGGUACGUGGCGGAUAUUU
Messenger RNA from Pistacia vera, 1109 nucleotides. RefSeq names its product RING-H2 finger protein ATL2. Bases 165 to 1034 code for a protein of 289 amino acids. Gene Ontology annotation, biological process: protein ubiquitination. Lineage: Eukaryota; Viridiplantae; Streptophyta; Magnoliopsida; Sapindales; Anacardiaceae. The record is from RefSeq and is a predicted model, not a curated record. The transcript has a single exon.